CGUUGUGCGCAUACACGUUCCGUUACCGCGCUUCUCUUUCGUCACACUACGAAAAAUGCCAAAGCGUUAACCGUACGCCACAAACACUAGCGCUGCCAGAGCGAAUGUGACAGUCAUAGCGUGCGGUUGGAUUAAUGUGUCUUUCAUUUGAUUCGAUUUGUUCCGAAAACGCACAGUAGCUCACUUCAGUUUAUGUUGUUUUAUAUUGUCUUCUUGUUUUGUGUAAAACAAAAAAAACUGAAUUUUAAUAAUUUUGCUGUCCAUAAAUCGCAUCGUGGACCAGUUUCAUCAAUCAAAAGUUACUAAAUUACGCAUCGGUAUCGGUGUAAUUGAAUCAAUUUCAAUCGAAAUUUGAUUGAAACAGUGUCUGUGCGUAUAUCGUGUGCAAGUGAUUCUAAUUAGAAUAAUUGUUGUGUGGGAGGAAAUGAGUCAAACAAAUGGAAUUGCAAUUGAAAAUGACAUGGAUAAUGUUAAGGAUACUAACGCUAGUGAUGACCAACCACAAAAAACGCAUAGUUUUGACUUGAUAUCGGCUGGAUUGCCUUCGGCCGUGCCACAAUAUGGACUAAAAUUGAAAUUCAAUCACAAGUAUCCAGAGAAACGUACACAAAACAUACGACCAUCGGUGCGACAGAGUUUGCCACUCAUUCCACUGGCAUGGAGAUAUCUGAUGUAUUACUCAAAAGUGACGCGCGAAGGUCGAAAAUGCGUGAUGGAUUACAAUUACGUGGAGCAUUCGCGUCAGAUUUACGGUGUACCCAUCGGUGGUAUUGGCAGUGGAACGAUGGGCCGUGGGUUUGCUGGUGAAUGGUGUCGAUUUCAAAUGCGCCCAGGAAUUUAUGAAUACAAUGUCGUCCAUGCCAAUCAGUUCAUCAUAACGAUCCGUGAUGCCGACGGCAAAUCAAUUUUUCAAAGUCUAUUGUCUACCUACGAACGACCAAAAUCAUCGUUAUCAAGUUGGGAAUCAAAUUUGGAUGCGAACAAAUGUAGAUACACAGGACUAUAUCCACGCGCUUGGUCUGAAUACGAUCUCAGCGAGCAUGGCAUUAAAUUAUGUUGCCGUCAAAUUUCGCCAUUUCUCCCGCACGAGUACAAAGACUCAUCGUUGCCGUGCGCCGUUUUCAUUUGGACAGUGGAAAAUGUGGGCAAUGAAGAGCGAAGCGUAUCAAUUACGUUCACAUUUAAAAAUGGGACUGGUACCAAAAAACAAGACGCCGAAGGCAAUCCGGUGACAACGACAUUAGAUAGCGAAUCGAUAAAAUCGGUUUGUAUCAAACAGACGAUUGUCGGCAUGGAGUGCACAUAUGCGGUUGCGUGCAAAGGUGAUAAUGACACCAAUGAUAAUGUAACAACAUGUACGCAAUUCGAUCCGUGUGGCAGUGGUGAAAAAUUGUGGAAAGACCUGUUUGAAAAUGGUAAACUCACCGAAGCCAGCAACGAUGAAAAACUCAAAGCCAAGGAUGUUGGUGUUGCUAUUUGUGGUGAGGUAAAGGUCAUGCCGCAGUCCAGCACCGACUUGGAGUUUGCGCUAGCAUGGGACAUGCCAAAAAUACAAUUUCACAAGAAAAUCAAAGAAUACACCAGAUACUAUACUAAAUAUUUCGGUGGAAAUGGCGAUGCCGCUCAUAAUAUUUGUAUAUACGCAUUGGAAAGCUACGAGAGAUGGGAACAGACGAUAAGUAAUUGGCAGCAGCCAGUACUUAACGAUCCUGAACUACCAGAAUGGUAUAAGAGUGCGAUAUUCAAUGAAUUGUACUACAUUGCUGACGGUGGCUCACUUUGGCUGAUAUUCGAGCAAACGGACGAUAUUGAUUGUAAUGAUCCAAGAUUGGCUUACGGAAGAUUCGCGUAUUUGGAAGGUCAUGAGUAUCGAAUGUACAACACUUACGACGUACACUACUAUGCAUCACAUGCAUUAGCUAGCCUUUGGCCAAAUCUGCAGAUAAGCAUGCAGUUUGACUUCCGUGACAGCAUCAGUAUGGAAAUACCAGAAGCGCGUAAGCAUUUGUACGAUGGCAAAUCGACGAGUAGAAAAGUACCGAAUUCCAUUCCACAUGAUUUGGGCGAUCCCGAUGAGGAGCCAUUCACCCUGAUCAAUUCAUAUCCAAUUCACGAUGUCGCUGAAUGGCGUGAUUUGAAUGUGAAAUUUGUGCUCCAAGUGUAUCGAGAUUUUGAAAUUCUCAGCGGAUUAUCCAAGUCGGCACAAUCAAACCCCAACAAGUUUACAUCAAUUGAAUUCAUUGACAAGGACAGUGUGUUCGAUUUGAAUGUGCACAUUCAAGACAAUCGCAAUAAAAUAUCAUCGCCCGAAAAUGAAAAGACAAAGAAACCGGCUUCACUCUAUAUCAAUGGAAGCAACGGAAAGUUUUGCUUAAUGGACGGCUUGACUUAUUUAAAGGCAAUGUAUCCGGCUUGUAGUACUUUGAUUGAGAAAACACUCGAAUGGGACAAAGACAACGAUGGUUUGAUUGAAAAUAGUCGAUCACCCGAUCAAACAUUUGAUACAUGGGUUAUGGACGGGCCGAGUGCAUACUGCGCCGGGUUGUGGUUGGCGGCGCUACAGUGUAUUGUAACCAUGGCAAAUUUGGUUGAUAAACCUGAAGAUAGCAUAAAAUACUCGGAAAUACUGGAAAAAGGUAAAAAAGCCUUUGAAGAAAAACUUUGGAAUAAAACUUACUACAAGUUUGACACGAUGAGCAGUUCGAAAAAGUCUGUCGUCAUGGCAGAUCAACUAUGUGGCCAUUGGUAUUUGAGGUGCUGUGGUUUCGACUAUGACGUGUUCCCAAAGGAAAACGUUCGUACGGCAUUAAAGACAAUCUAUGAUAAUAAUGUUAUGGGUGUUUGUGAUGGAAAUUUGGGUGCUGUCAAUGGAUACGUAUUGAAUUCAAACCUGGACAAACCGGGUCAUGUUGAUUACACCACUAUUCAAAGUGAAGAAGUAUGGACUGGUGUGACGUACGCUCUGGCAUCAACUAUGCUCUACGAAGGAAUGGUCGAUGAGGCAUUCCAAACAGCUGGCGGCCUAUACAAAUCGAUAUCACAACGUUUUGGAAUGAAUUAUGAAACUCCAGAAGCCUUUUUCGUUGGCCGUUACUUCCGUUCGCUGGGCUAUAUGCGACCAUUGAGCAUUUGGUCAAUGCAAAUGGCCUGGGAGAAAAAGAAACAGCAACGCGAUUAAUAGACAAUUGUAACAUCUCUAUACAAUGAAAAUAACUGACCAAAAAAAGACAUACAUAUAUAAGAACCCCUUAGAUUAUAUCAUUAUUGUACGUGAAAUGUCACAAAAUUGCAUUAUGAAAAAAAUGUUAUAUUUCUGUAUUUGAUGGUAUUGCUUGUGAGUGACAAAGAAUUUAAAAUGAAACAAAAAAAGAAAAACAAACAGUUCAACAAAAUGAAUUUAAUGUAUGGUGCACAAGCAUAGAUGGCACGAAUACACCCCACACAAAAUGGUUUCACAAGCUAGUAGAUAUUGUUUGGUGCAAUUUAGAAUUGCUUCGUUGUUUCGAAAUCCCGAUAGAUAUAUGUACAAUUCACUCACAAUUUAGUGUCGAAAUUCUGUGAUCAAUGUGUUUUGGAGAACGAAAUCUGAGAAGAAGAAACAAAAAAUAAACCCCAGAACCAAAAUCAUUUUUCGUUUUGUUCGUGCAAUUCUAAUGAAAUUCAAUUCUCUUAAUUCAAAUGAUGUUGUAAAAUCUAUGUUCAUAUAUAUUAUAUACCUACGUAUAGAGAGGAAUAGAUAUUUUGCUUAUUAAAAUCAAACACACAAUGGCCGCAACUUUUGCUACAAAUGACAAUGAGCUGGAAAUCAAUGAAAUAACAAAAUAAACCCAAAAACGACCUCAAUUAAUCUUGUGAAUGUAUUUUUUUUUCAUAUAUUUCAAUCACUUUGUUUAAAUCUGCUUGCAUAUGGACUUUUGUGGAUAGGAAAAAACAAAUAUUGAACGGCAUGUAAUUCGGUGAAAGCAAAUAAAAAAAACACUAUAACCCUUGAA
Sitodiplosis mosellana (orange wheat blossom midge) is the source of this 3992-nucleotide messenger RNA. Its product is annotated as non-lysosomal glucosylceramidase. Gene Ontology annotation, molecular function: glucosylceramidase activity; beta-glucosidase activity. The transcript is spliced from 10 exons. Gene Ontology annotation, biological process: glucosylceramide catabolic process; carbohydrate metabolic process. Gene Ontology annotation, cellular component: membrane. The record is from RefSeq and is a predicted model, not a curated record. Bases 425 to 3178 code for a protein of 917 amino acids. NCBI's taxonomy places the organism in Eukaryota, Metazoa, Arthropoda, Insecta, Diptera, Cecidomyiidae.